Geodia barretti is the source of this 672-nucleotide messenger RNA. Lineage: Eukaryota; Metazoa; Porifera; Demospongiae; Tetractinellida; Geodiidae. The record is from the annotation of a GenBank genome assembly.
UUGCUGGACGAGAGCAAGGCCGCCUACCACGUGGGCACGACCCGCGUCACUCAAGAGAAGGACAGCAGUUACGAGUCCGGUUCCUUUGCCAUGGGUUGCGCCCUGGGUCGGCAUGAACUAACGGUGCUGCUGGACGGCACCGGGGCUUACUGUUCGCUGAAUGGACUUUACCUCACCGACGAUACCCAGCACAUGGACAAUUUAAUCUCUAUCGACCAUGCCCACCCCAACGGCACCAGCCGCCUGUAUUACAAAGGCAUCCUGGACGGCCGAUCCCGGGCGGUGUUCGGGGGUACGGUGCUGGUGCGGCAGGAUGCGCAGAAGACCGACGCCCAGCAGACGGACAAGAACCUGAUCCUGUCCGAUCGGGCCGAGGUGGACAGCAAGCCCAGCCUGUUGAUCUACGCCGAUGACGUUAAGUGUGGCCACGGCGCCACGGCCGGUCAUAUUGACGACGAUACCCUGUUCUACAUGCGGAGCCGCGGCAUAGACCCGGAGACGGCAAGCCAGAUAUUGAUUCAUGCCUUCGCCAGGGAUAUUAUCGACACCGUUGCCCACGAGCCAGUGCGGGAGUACCUGGACCGGUUGUUCCUCGACACGGUCAGCGGCAAGACGAUUUCCGGCCUGGGCGACAGCAACCCCGGUUCCCGCCAGCGCCAGGGAGGUGCCUAG